Messenger RNA from Bradysia coprophila, 727 nucleotides. RefSeq names its product pterin-4a-carbinolamine dehydratase (gene Pcd). NCBI's taxonomy places the organism in Eukaryota, Metazoa, Arthropoda, Insecta, Diptera, Sciaridae. Gene Ontology annotation, molecular function: 4-alpha-hydroxytetrahydrobiopterin dehydratase activity. The record is from RefSeq and is a predicted model, not a curated record. Gene Ontology annotation, biological process: tetrahydrobiopterin biosynthetic process.
AUAAACAAACCCGUCAAACCUUAACCAAAAAUUUAACAUCAAAACUCGUUCAUACAAUAAUCACUGUCAACAUUAAAAAAUCCAUUAAACGAACAAGACAUGUUCAAAACUCUCACGAAACCACCAUUCUCCAAAAAAUCUCUUGCGCUCAAUCCGAAUCAAAUAAAAUUUCGUUUCUUCAAUACGUGGUACACACAACAGCAACAGUGGAAAGCAGAUCAAGGUCAACACAAUCGACUUCAACAAGUCUUUUACACCGAAUCGAAAUCACAGCAAUUGCUGAAGCUCAGUACAUUGCCGAUUUUAAUUAGAUCAACAGCAAUUCAACAUUUUAGCAGCAGCACAACGGUUCAGAAUUCAAGCAAACGGAAAAUGGCUAAAUUAACUGAGGCAGAACGCAACACCGUAUUAAAUCCAUUACUCGCUAAAGGCUGGACUUUGGUGAACGGACGCGAUGCUAUCUACAAAGAAUUCAUUUUUAAGGACUUCAAUGAGGCAUUUGGUGUAAUGGCUCGAGUUGGUUUGUUAGCCGAACAAAUGAAUCACCAUCCGGAAUGGUUUAAUGUGUACAACAAACUUCAAGUUACUUUGUCCACACAUGAUGCUAGCGGUUUGACGACACGAGACAUUAAAAUGGCAACUUUCAUUGAAGACAUUAUACCAAGAGCUUAAGAUGAACGUCACAAAAUGCAAUCGAAUUUAUUAAAGUGCUUGAAGUUGUAACGAG